AUGCAUUGUCUCCUGGAGGGUCUCGCGCACGCUCAUUUCCGCGAAUUUUUAGGCCUCACUGCUGACUCUGCACAUUGCAAGGCUGAUCCUAUCCCUGCUUUCGAUCAUCUCUUUCUCAAUGUCGAGCUUAACAAACCCCAAGACUUCAGCGAGAAAGAUAUCAGGGUUGUCAAGUCAAUUCACGGCCUCCUUACAGAAGCGGUUCCCAACCUUGAGGGAAAUGACGCGCAGCUAAUUGAGGACCACAUCUCCAACUUAGAGAGGAAAUUAUUGUCGAAGAAGGUCUCGUGUCUUCGAUUCGUGUCAGUAGGCUUGGGCAUUGGGCCAGGUGUCACACACCCUGGCAAAAAGUAUACAAAGCCCACUGGGUUAGAUCUCUUAUCGCUUGGGUCACAUCGAACGGAACCGUUCACUCCUGGGUCGUCGACAUUGUGUAUCACUACCCCAGAAGUCAUGCAACGUAUUACUGAUGUCAUUCGGACAGCAGAUACGCCCUCUUCAUUGAGAUCAGUUCCCUAUAACUUUGGUGAAACCAAAGCUGGGACUAUAAAGGCCGAUGAAUGGUGCACGUUAACGACUGUAUACUUGCCCAUAGUGCUAGUUAGUUUAUGGGGCGAGGGGUCUACACACCGCAACUCAGAAAUUGCAGCCAACUGUCAUGCAAUCCUCGACCACACGAUGGCCCUCAUAUCUGCUGUUCAUAUUACACUACUCCCUCACGCACCACAUCGCACUAAUGGUCAUAUGGCCUUGCACAUGUGGGACUACCUACAGCUCUUUGGUCCUGUGCGAUCAUGGUGGUGCUUCCCAUACGAGCGCCUCAUUGGCAGCUGCAGCGACUGCCCAGCAAUCAUAUUUUUGGUCAGCAAGAAUCAACUCUCCUCCACUCAUAUAUCCAGGCUGCGAAGCUCAAAUACUGGCUCAACUGACCUUCUUGUCCUCCCGUUGUUUAGGGAUGUAAAGGCUUUAUUUGACAGAUUUGUGUCACCCUUAAUCGAUACUAAUGAUCUGCGUGAAGAUCGCAAGACAUCCCCUAUAUCAGCAAAUGCAACACCGGAAGACCUCCGCAAGCUCAUUCAUGUUCGGCGGGUAGUCUUACAUGCUCGCACACUCUACGGGGGGUCAAUCUAUACCCGUUAUUCCACCCAUGUGGGUAACAGCCUUAUCCUCUAUUAUCCUUCCGGCGCCAGGAACAUGCAACGAACUCCAGGAAUCAUCAAGUACAUUUUUGAAAUGGAGCAAGGAGUGCGCUUUGCUGUGCAGCGCCACCUCCCGCUGGACUCUCAUCCAGAUCUGUUUCGCCACUAUCCUCACUUCCCUGCUUGUUUAUAUUCAUCGGCCCUCGCUGAAAAUCUUGAAAUUGUCAUGCCGGAGUGGGUGGUGUCGCAUUUCAUGCGGUGGAACUUCUCUGCACGUCAUAUUGUUGUUGUUUCCCUCUGUCUGGUGCAUCCCUCUCCGUGA
Molecule: messenger RNA, 1461 nt
Organism: Suillus discolor
Lineage: Eukaryota; Fungi; Basidiomycota; Agaricomycetes; Boletales; Suillaceae
Exons: 4
Coding region: 1-1461 (486 amino acids)
Source: RefSeq, a predicted model, not a curated record